This is a messenger RNA of Penicillium oxalicum, 1617 nucleotides long. Its product is annotated as cytochrome P450. The record is from RefSeq and is a predicted model, not a curated record. Bases 1 to 1617 code for a protein of 538 amino acids. The transcript is spliced from 4 exons. Lineage: Eukaryota; Fungi; Ascomycota; Eurotiomycetes; Eurotiales; Aspergillaceae. Gene Ontology annotation, molecular function: iron ion binding; heme binding; oxidoreductase activity, acting on paired donors, with incorporation or reduction of molecular oxygen.
AUGACAUUAGUCCCCAGCGUUGUGGUCAUACAAGCCGCUGCGGCUACUAAAUUUGUGCAAGAUGUUUCUUUCCAAUGGAAAAUCCUGUCUUUCCUAGCACUUGACUUUGUGUGCUAUGUGAUUUACUCUACCAUCAUUUACCCAGCAUUGUUCAGUCCACUCCGACACCUUCCUCAACCGCGCGUUGCUACUCCUCUCCUUGGCCAUGCUCUUGCCGAGUUCAAGAUGCCCCGGGGAAGCGAAUAUCUACGCUAUACGAACGAAACGGCAAACACGGGGCUUAUCCAUCUCCGUGGACUUUUUGGCUCGGAUCAACUCCUAUUGACAAGUCAAGCUGCUUUGAGUGAAGCUUUAGUGCAACGAUCAUACGAUUUUGAGUGGCCAGAAGGCGACAGCAAUUUCUUGCAGAGAAUUCUAGGCCAUGGUUUGAUUACUGCAGAAGGCCAAGAACACAAACAGCAGCGGAAGCAAGUUGCAAAUAGUUUCAGGCCUCAUUUCAUCAAAAGAUUCUAUCCUCUCUUCUGGGAAAAAUCAAUGGUCUUCACCAAGAAGAUUGCCCAGGAGAUUAUUCUGAAUUCCGAGAGCCUUGAAGAUGCUACGAUGUCUGGAGAAACAGACAUAUGUGGCUGGGCACAGAGAGCUGCACUGGAUAUGAUCGGCGAAGCAGGAUUCGGCUGGGAAUUCGAUACUUUGCACAACCCAGAAAAUGAGCUCGCUGAGAGUUUUGAGCAGAUAUUUGCGCCUACAGUUGGCAACGCAAUUCUGUUUGCUGUCAGCGUCUACGGGCCCAGAUGGGCGUUGGAGUAUGUCCCAGGGGGUGUUUCUAAGCGAUUUCUCAAAGCCACCACGAACGUUCGAAGCGUUUGCAGGGCUUUCAUCCGGAGAAAAACUUCACAUGCCAAGAUUUCAAAUGAUAUUCUAUCGCAACUCAUGACCCAAGAUGGUAUAUCUGAGGAUUUACUCGUGGACCAGACACUGACUUUCUUGACUGCCGGACAUGAGACGGUCGCAAUCGCUCUCACAUGGGCCAUCUAUCUCCUGGCUAAGCAUCCUGAUAUUCAAAAUCAACUUCGCCUGGAACUCUCCUGCAAUCUGCCAAGUAAGGCAAAAGUGGACGAUAUUUCAUCCAUCCUAGAAUCUUUACCCAUUCUGAACGGAGUCGUCAACGAAACCUUACGCCUUUAUCCCUCCGCACCAGUCGCUGUGCGGGUUUCAAUACGUGACACUUAUAUUUUAAACAACUUUGUUCCCAAGGGGACGCGCCUCAUCAUUUCUCCGUGGGCUUUUAACAGGUCAAAGGCUGUCUGGGGACCAGACGCUGAGACGUUUCUGCCCGACCGCUGGAUUGACCCGGACGGUAACCCCAAUAUGACCGGAGGAACAGGAAUCAAAUCUCCCCUACUGACGUUUUUACAUGGGCCUCGGAAUUGCAUUGGUCAGGGAUUUGCAAAAGCAGAGUUACUGGCCUUGAUUGGGGUCUUUUCACGGACUUUUGAAAUGCGCAUGAUAGAUCCUGGUGAGAUCAAGGUUCCCGGGGGUUCGCUGAGUGCAAAGCCAGCCGGUGGCAUGAGGUUAAAGUUGAAGAUUGUUGACAAGACUUUUUUACACCAUGAAUGA